GGGUCGCGCUGCCGGAAGUGCGCGCGGUCCAUGUACCAAUGGCUGCUCGCGGUCCUCCGCGCCCUCCGCGAUGCCGCCCGCCAGGCCCCGGCCCCGGCCCUCACCCUCAGCCCGGAGCCGCCGCCCCGAAAGAAACCGCCCCCCAGGUCAGCCCUGCCCGCCAGUGUUCUGUCACCUGUGGAAGGUCCUGAGGAGAUCCCUGCAAAGAGGCUGAAAACAGAAUGUGUCUCUGGGGCUAACAAGGAGCCUGAAGAGGUUUCUGUGGCUGCCAAGUUGCCACCUAAGGCAACACGUAGAAGCCAGGAGACUCGAGAGAGAGAUGACUUCUUCUCUGAGGCUGAAGAUGAGGUUGUGUCCAUUUCUUCUGACUCUUCAUUUGUAGCAUCUGGAGAGGAUGAGAACACAACAGAACCUGACAAAAUGCCUUGUGACACCAACCCGUGCUUGGCUGAGGAAAUACCAUCCUCUCUUUGCAAAAGAGCUCCAUAUCUGAGCCUGGGCAGGAAUAACCACAUCCGAGCUGCUCCGGAGAGCCCUGUCACACCCAGGCCCCCCAUUAAGGAGCCAGGUCCCAACUCUCCAGGAGUCAGUGGCACCAGGAGGCCGUUGUGUGCUGCUGAAGAGGAUGUUCAGCAAGCAGAAAAUAAGAAAUACAAAGAAGUCUUGAGUCUGUUCAAGGAAAAAUAUUCUGGACGAUUUACUUCUCCACGAUCAGCAAGACUGAACAAAGUUCCAACCAAGGAGCCAGGGAUGACUGGGAAUCCCCUGAAAGAACAAAAACCCAGAGGUGCCUCUCCACCUGUGCCAGAAAGGACCAGUGUCAAGCAUGGGGAUGUUUUCAGCCCCCAGCUGCCUCAGAGAGGUGUCAUGAUCAGCUACUACACACCACCAGAAGAGUCUCGUGGACAGGGAAAAGGAGAGAAACGAGCUGCUUCAGUGGGCCAGCGUGAAGCCGAAGUCCCCCAGAGAAAGCUAUUCCAGUUCCAUGUGACACCUGUCCUGUCCAAAGACCUCUUUUUUGUGGACAGUGAGCCACUGCCAUGCCCAGAAAAGCCAGGAGAUGAUCUGGCUCCACUGACAGAGGCCAUGGAGAGUGAGAUCUCUGCUGCCUUUGACACUGGUGAGCCUGAGGACAUCCUGAGCAGGGCCUUCAAGCUCGCUGUCACCCGUGAGGACAUCUGCACCCUGCAGCCCCUGGGCUGGCUCAACGACAAGAUAAUGAAUUUCUACAUGGGUCUUCUGGUGGAAAGAAGCAAGAAGGAAGGAUAUCCAGCAGUCUAUGCUUUUAACACCUUCUUCUAUUCCAAGCUAAUCUCUACAAGCCACAAGGGAGUAAAGAAAUGGACCAAAGGUGUGGAUAUCUUUGAGCACGAUGUCAUCUUGGUGCCUAUUCACCUCAGAAUUCACUGGACACUGCUGGUUGUAGACCUCCGAGAGAAAGCCAUCAAAUACUUUGACUCCUUGGGACAGAAAGGAGACCACAUUUGUAAAACUGUCUUAAAAUACCUAGAAGAGGAAAGCAGGGAAAAAAGAAACAUUGAAUUGACUGCUUCUGAGUGGACCCUUCACAGCAUGGGCACAGAGGAAAUCCCUCAACAAAGUAAUGGAAAUGACUGUGGAGUUUUUGUUUGCAAAUUUGCUGAUUUCAUCUCCAGAGACAAGCCCAUCAUCUUCACCCCGGAACACAUGCCUUAUUUCCGCAGGAGUAUGGUGUGGGAAAUAAUCCAUCAGCAGCUGCUGGGAGACAUGCACUGUUAAGAAAACACUGUUCUGUAAAAGAGUAGUAUUUAUUUCUUAUUGGUUAGGUAAGAUAAAUAUUAACUUAUGUAAGAGCCUUAUUGUAUGAGAACGUUACUUGUUAACAGAGUAAUUUAUUUUUUAAUUGAAAACUGA
Messenger RNA from Taeniopygia guttata (zebra finch), 1893 nucleotides. RefSeq names its product SUMO specific peptidase 2 (gene SENP2). NCBI's taxonomy places the organism in Eukaryota, Metazoa, Chordata, Aves, Passeriformes, Estrildidae. Gene Ontology annotation, molecular function: deSUMOylase activity. The record is from RefSeq and is a predicted model, not a curated record. Gene Ontology annotation, cellular component: nucleus. Gene Ontology annotation, biological process: protein desumoylation; proteolysis.